Symbiodinium sp. CCMP2592 is the source of this 10203-nucleotide messenger RNA. The record is from the annotation of a GenBank genome assembly. NCBI's taxonomy places the organism in Eukaryota, Dinophyceae, Suessiales, Symbiodiniaceae.
AUGGCCCGCAGAAUGCACGGGCUCCAGCCAGGCGAGCAGCCCGUCGCUCGUAAAAACCCGAUCCUUCCAGGAUCAAGCGACGACGGAACUCUCUCCGAAGAUCCAGGCAAACGAGCUCCAUGCGUGCUCGGCGAUCGCUCCUUCGAGGAUGUCACCAACAUCGUCUGUGGAUACGCCGAAGCCAAAAUGCCCAAGCCGUGGCUCGCCGCACUGACCAUCACCUCGUCCAUCGCCGCACUCGGGACCGGCAUGAUCCUCUAUCUGAUCAUCACCGGCGUCGGGGUCUGGGGUCUCAACAACCAGGUCGACUGGGCAUGGGACAUCACCAACUUUGUGUUCUGGAUCGGUAUCGGUCACGCGGGAACACUCAUCUCCGCGAUUCUCUGUCUGCUCAAGCAGAACUGGCGCACCGCCGUGAACCGUUCCGCAGAAGCGAUGACCAUCUUCGCGGUGGUCUGUGCAGGCAUCUUCCCAGGCAUCCAUGUGGGUCGAGUCUGGUUCGCGUGGUUCCUUGCUCCGCUCCCCAACUCCAACGGGAUCUGGCCAAACUUCCGCUCGCCGCUCCUCUGGGAUGUGUUCGCGGUCUCCACCUACGCAACAGUCUCCCUCCUCUUCUGGUACAUGGGCAUGAUCCCCGAUGUCGCGACACUCCGCGACCGUGCGUACAUGCGUCUGACCAAAGGCAUCUCGCGUCCGAUGGCGCUCCCGAUGCCGAUCGGGAAUGACAUCCCGCUCCCGAUGCUUCCUAAGCCUGACCAACUCCGUGUCCUCAUCUACGGCUUGAUGUCCCUCGGAUGGCGCUUCUCCAGUCGACACUGGCACCGCUACGAAAAGGCGUACCUGAUCCUCGCAGGGAUCUCGACCCCGCUCGUGCUCUCUGUGCACUCGAUCGUUUCCUUUGACUUCGCGACCUCCGUGAUCCCAGGUUGGCACACGACCAUCUUCCCGCCGUACUUCGUCGCGGGUGCUGUGUUCGGCGGAUUCGCGAUGGUGCUCUGGUUGAUGAUCCCGCUCCGGAUCAUCCUCCCGAACUUCUCAGACUUGCUCACCAAGCGUCACCUGGAGAACAUGGCGAAGAUCCUCCUGCUCACAGGAACCAUGGUUGGUUUCGCCUACGGCAUGGAGUUCUUCAUCGCGUGGUACGGCGCCAACGAAUACGAGUUCGCCGUCUUCGCGGACAACCGUGUCAAUCCAGCCAAAGCACCGUACUGGUGGGCCUACUGGACAAUGAUCAUUUGCAAUGUGGUCUUCCCGCAGCUGUUCUGGUUCCGCAAGAUGCGUCAGAACCCGCUCGUCAUUUGGAUCGUCGCAACCGCAGUGACCAUUGGUAUGUGGUUCGAACGCUUCGUGAUCAUCGUGACCUCGAUCCACCGAGCAUUCCUCCCAGGUGAAUGGCACAUGUUCUUCCCGACAUGGGUCGACAUCCUCACCUUCGUCGGCUCGUGCGGCAUCUUCAUGACGCUGUUCCUGCUGUUCCUCAAGUUCCUCCCGGUCUUCGCGCUCGCAGAGCUCAAGGAAGGAGAUCAACGAAUGAACCCCAAAGAACUGAUCUCAUUUGUCGCCGAUUACUUCCCGAUGCUGGUCCGCAAACCAGCACCCAAGUAUGUCAGCGAAUCCGGAAACCGCGUCUACGGCAUGGUCGCCGAGUUCCAUGAGACUCCCAAGAUCUAUCACGCCGCAGAGAUCGUCCGUGACGCUGGUUACUCCAAGUGGGAUGUCCACACCCCAUUCCCGAUCCACGACAUGGAAACCGCGAUGGGGAUCAAAACCACCAAGCUCCCGAUGAUGGCCGGCGCCGCCGCGAUCACCGGCGUGAGCAUCGGUGUCCUGCUGCAGUGGGGGACCACCGCGUUCCUCUACCCUACCGUCGUGCAAGGGAAGCCCUUUGAAGCUUGGGAACCGUUCGUCCCCAUCAUGUUCGAGCUCGGCAUCCUGCUGACCGCGUUCAUGUGUAUCUUCGGGAUGCUCGCUCUCAACGGGCUCCCACGCUUCCACCACCCGCUCUUCUCACACGAGCGUUUCUACAAAGUCUCCGACGACCGCUUCUUUAUUGCUAUCGAAUCAACAGACCCAAAGUUCGAUCCGAGCGAAACCCGCGCCCUGCUUGAGAAAGCCGGAGGCACCGGGAUCGCACUCAUCGAGGGGCUCUCCAUGCUCCUCGGACUCGUGGUGCUCGGCUCUUCACUGAGCGCCAUGACCGGUUGCCGCGGAGAUCGAACCGAUAAGCCGCCGCGUCGUUUCUUCCCCGACAUGGACUACCAACCGAAGCUCAAGCCUCAGUCAGAGACAGAGUUCUUCGUUGACGGCAACUCCAAUCGUGAUCUCGUCGAAGGUACCAUCCCCUUCGGAACGACGACGCAUGACACCUCGGGACUCGAGAACACCGACUGGGCAAACAAGAUCGUCGCUGAUCGCGCUCGCAUGCUCAAGGACGAUGAGACCUUCUACUUCGGACUCGUCGCUGGUUCAGCAGACGCCGAGACACCCCAGUAUGUCGAUCGCAUGCCGAUGCCGGUCACUAAGGAACUGAUCCUUGAGGGGCAAGAACAGUUCAACAUCUACUGCUCCGCAUGUCACGGCUACGACGGACUCGGAGGAAGCUCAGGGACAGUCGGCCGUCUAUGGUCGAUCGCUCCCGCAAACCUUGCAGGUGAUCAACGCUUCAUCGAUCGCUCACAAGACUCCGCGAAAGACGGCUACCUCUUCCAUGUCAUCCGCGAGGGGCUCUACACCCCUGACGGACAGAUCCGCAUGCCUUCUUACAAGCACGCGGUCAACCAAGAAGAAGCUUGGGCGAUCGUUGCAUAUCUGCGUGUGUUGCAAGCCGCACAGAAUGUUGAUCCGUCAACAGUCGAUCAAUCCUUGCUUGACGCGACCGGCUUGUCCGAUCAUGAUUGGAACCAUCGUCUUGAGCGCAUCGCAAGCGACGCGCGCAUGCACGAGGACAACAUCCACCUUCCGAAAUCCGCAGCAGCGAAGAUCGGGCGCCCGAUGCUGAUCCUUGGUCUCGUUGGUCUCGUCGUCGCCGCAGUCGGUGCCGUCUCGAUCAAUGUCGCCCACGCGCUCGCCGGGAUCGAGAUCGGUCUGUUCACAGUCCUCGCGAUCUCGCUCGGAUCGCUCUUCUGGACGAUGGUCUUCCACGCACUCAACGCCGGAUGGUCCAUCACCCUCCGUAGACAGUUUGAGAAUCUUGCCUCGCUCAUCUGGAUCCCGUCAGUCUGCUUGAUCCUGAUCGCGAUCAUCGAGGUCAUGUCACAAGGCAUCCUCCUGACUUGGCUCGAUCCCGCUGUUCGCGAAGGCAAUCACCUCCUCGAAAUCAAAGCACCGUACCUCAACGGCACAGCGCUCAUCGUCCGUGUCAUAGUCUACGCGAUCUGCUGGAUUACCCUCUCGCGUCUGCUCCUCGGAUGGUCACGCAAGUGUGACGAAACCGGAGAUCGCACACUCGGACGCAAAGCACGCUUCUGGUCGAGCUUUGGUAUCCCAGUCUUCGCGCUCUCAACAACCUUCUGCGCCUUCGACUUCCUGAUGUCGCUCGAUUACCGCUUCUUCUCCACGAUGUGGGGUGUGUAUUUCUUUGCGUCUUGUGCGCUCGGAUCCGCAUCCGCCGUCGCGAUCAUCGCCGCACUCACCAAGUCCGCUGGUCGUCUCCAAGGCAUCGUGACCGAAGAGCACUUCCACGAUCUCGGGAAACUCGUCUUCGCGUUUGUCGUGUUCUGGGCAUAUGUCACCUUCUCCCAGUACUUCCUCAUCUGGUACUCCAACAUCCCAGAAGAAACCAUGUGGUUCACCGCGCGUCGAGCGAUCGGAUACGACUGGCUCUUCAAGGUCAUGCUGCUUGGCCACUUCGCCGCGCCGUUCUUGGUCCUCAUCUGGCGCCCCGUCAAGCGGAGCCCCAAGCUGCUCGCGAUAGUCGGCGCGUACCUCAUCCUGAUGAUCGUCCUCGACAUGGCAUGGAUCAUCCUCCCGAUGCUCACCGUCAACGACGCUGGACAAUCGGAGCCAACCAUCCCAGGUCACAUCAUCCAUGUGGCCGCGGUACUCGGAGUCAUCUUCACCUACGGCUGGUUCGUGACCGCCAAGAUCACUAAGUCGCCACUCAUCCCAACCAAGGACCCGAACACACCAAUGACCGAUGCAUUCCACGACCACUCACACGACGAAGCACCUCAACAGGCGCACGCAGAAGUCGCAUCACCAAAGGCAAUGGGCAUUACCCUCAUCCUUAUGGUGCUCGGCGUCCUCGCCGUGAUCAUCAUCCUCGUCGCGUACUUCGACUCAUUCAUGUCCAACUACCGUGCGGAGAUCGAUGAGACCUCUGCGCUCUCGGCACCGACAUGGGAAGAGAAGCAAGCCGUCCUCGCCAAACUCUCAUCGCUGAAUACAACGGGAACUAAACGCUCCAUGAUCUUUGCGAAGCACAAUCCGAUCACCGUACUCAUCGCCAUCUCGGCGACGGCGAUCGCUCUGCUCGCAGCUCCCGCAUCCGCUCAGCGCGUCCUCGAGAAAGAAGAAGUCCGCCAACUGAACGGCGUAGAUCUCCUCGAAUCCCAAGGGACGAAGCUCCCGAUGGAUCAGAUCUUCACCACCGCGGACAACAGAGAAGUCGCACUGGCGCAGUACUUCCUCGACGACAAACCAACCAUCCUCGCGCUCGUCUACUACGAGUGCCCGAUCGUGUGCCCGACCGUGCUCCGCUCGCUCGGGAACACCAUCAACGAUCUCGACUACACCGCUGGCGAAGACUACCGCAUCCUCGUGAUCUCUUUUGAUCACCAAGAGAACCCAGGUCAAGCGUUCGCCAAGCGUGAGAACUUCAUCCGCAACUACGAGCGUUCAGCAACCAACCCAAGCGUGCGUGAUGGGAUAGAGUUCUUCACAGGAUCCGAAGAAUCCAUCAAGGCACUCGCCGGAUCCGUCGGAUUCGCAUUCAACGAGAUCGCUGGAGGCGAGUACGCUCAUCCAAUCUCACUCAUGGCGAUCUCACCCGAAGGUGUGCUUACUCGCUACAUCUACGGCUACGACUAUCCAACACAAGACCUGAAACUCACACUACUCGACGCAAGCGAGGGACGCAUCGCCGACUCCAUUGGAGAUCGAAUCCUGCACUUCUGCUUCCGCUACGACCCGCUCGAGGGGUCAUACUCGCUCGUCGCGUUCCGCGUCAUGCAGAUCGGCGCAGGACUCGGCGCGAUCAUCCUUGCGAUCGUCAUUGGUCUCCUCUUCAUCGGAGAUCGUCGACAGUCAAAACUCAAACCCAUCAACCGGCACCGUCGCCGGCGUUUCCACGGGGCAUAUGUCAUGAACAUCCCGACGCUCGCAUCAUCAAACGCGUCCUUCCUCCAGAGAAUCAUCUUCGGCGAUAACGCCGCGUCCGAAGCCGCCGCAUGGUCCGACGGCCUCUUCAUGAUGAUCUUCUGGUUCUCCGCGUUCUUCUUCGUCCUGCUCAUGGGACUCAUGGUGUACUUCUGCAUCAAGUACCGCCGCAAGCCAGGUGUUGCCGCAGAGCCAUCCCCGCACCACAACCUCCACAUCGAGAUCCUCUGGACCGUCGUCCCAUCUGCAUCACUCCUCGUGAUGUUCGUGCUCGGAUUCAAGGGAUACGCGAUGAAGACCGUGUCCCCAACCGACGCGAUGGAACUCAAAGUAGACGCAUGGAAGUGGGCAUGGAAGGUCACCUACCCCAACGGCGCUUCGUCUCCAGAAACCAAGUUCCUGUCCUACCAAGAAACCGAUAUCGGGAUCUCGUCAGGUCUUGAGUACCCAAUCUUCUAUGUCCCUGAGGACACCGAAGUGAAACUCCGCAUGCACUCGCAAGAUGUCAUCCACUCCUUCUGGAUCCCAGAGUUCCGCACAAAGAUGGAUGUCAUCCCCAACCGCUACACCGGAUACGGCUUCAAGACACCAGAACUCCGCGACAGCGACACCGUCAUCCAAGUGGAUGACCAAGGAAUCUCCAGCGAGAUCCCAGGACGCGAUAUGUGGAUCUUCUGCGCCGAGUACUGCGGCGACGAACACUCCCGCAUGGCCGCGACCCUCCGAAUCGUCCCACGCGAGAUCUACGACGAGAAAAUCAAGUUCUGGGGUACACCAAAGGAUCCGAAGGUACUCGGUGAAACGCUCUGGAAAACCAUGUGCGCCAUCUGCCACUCGAUCGAUGGCUCACCCGGCACCGGUCCGACUUGGGGCACCGGAACAGGCUACGGCUACGGCUAUAUGGCGCAGAUGGAUGAUGGCACCGAGAUGAUGCGCGAUGCAAACUACAUCCGCGAAUCGAUCCUCGAUCCAAACGCCCACAUCGUCUCGGGAUACGCCCCCGCGAUGCCGUCCUUCCAAGGGCAGCUCUCGGAUACCGACAUUGAUGGACUCAUCGCAUUCAUUCAAUCCCUCUCGGACAAGAAUCCAAACGCUGACGAGAGCGGCGAAGACAAUCAACAGGCGGACGAUUCCGCUGGGAGUCCCCCAGGCAUGCUGUCCAAAGUCUGGCAGUGGAUGUCCACCGUCGAUCACAAGAAGAUCGGCGUCAUGUACCUCUUCGCCAUCCUCUUCAUGUUCUUCCUCGGCGGCGUCGCCGCACUCGCUGUCCGCUACGAGCUCAUGGAUCCCGUCCGCACAGUCCAAACACUCGACAUGGAAACCGGAGAGAUGAUCACCGUCACCACAGGUGAACGCCUCGCGGGACUCCAGGACAUCAUGGGCGCCAAGAGCGCCAACGAAGUAUACAACCGCAUGUUCACGCUCCACGGCGCGGUCAUGGUCUUCAUGUUCAUCGUCCCAUCGAUCCCCGCAUCGCUCGGGAACUUCUUCCUCCCGAUCAUGCUCGGCGCGAAAGAUGUCGCGUUCCCACGAUUAAACCUUCUCAGUUGGUACAUCUAUGUAACCGGCUGUGUGUUCGGCGUCCUCUCGAUCUUGAUGGGGGGUGUCGAUACCGGAUGGACCUUCUAUACGCCGUAUUCAACGACGACCGACGCGGACCACUGGCGCGUGGUCUUGAUGAUCCUCGCCGCGUUCAUCCUCGGAUUCUCAUCGAUCCUCACAGGUAUGAACUUCGUCGUCUCUGUUCACAAACUCCGCGCUCCAGGAAUGGGCUGGUUCGAUAUGCCGCUGUUCCUUUGGGCGAUCUACGCGACCUCCAUCAUCCAGGUCCUCGCGACCCCGGUCAUCGGGAUCACACUCCUGUUGCUCGUCUUUGAACGCACGAUGCACAUCGGGAUCUUCGAUCCAGCGAUGGGUGGCGAUCCGGUUCUGUACCAGCACUUCUUCUGGUUCUAUUCCCACCCUGUGGUGUAUGUGAUGAUCCUCCCCGCGAUGGGAAUCAUCUCAGAGCUCCUUGCGAUCCACUCACGCAAGCACAUCUUCGGAUACCGCGCGAUCGCGUUCUCCUCGCUGGGGAUCGCCGCCGUGUCCUUCCUUGUGUGGGGUCACCACAUCUUUACCGCGAUGGGUGAGCUCGCCGCGAUCCUGUUCUCCGGAUUGACCUUCCUUGUCGCGAUCCCAACUGCGAUCAAGGUGUUCAACUGGAUCGCGACGCUGUACAAGGGAUCGAUCGUCCUCAACACGCCGAUGCUCUAUGCACUCGCGUUCCUCUUUACUUUCUCGAUCGGUGGUCUGACCGGUCUCCCGCUCGCGACCCUCGCGACCGACCUCCACCUGCACGAUACCUACUAUGUCGUCGCGCACUUCCACUAUGUGAUGAUGGGUGGAACCGUCAUCGCGUUCAUGGGCGGCAUCCACCACUGGUGGCCGAAGAUGUUCGGAAAGAUGUACAACGAGAAAGCAGCCAUCCUCGGAUGCAUCAUCGUGUUCAUCGGAUUCAACCUGACCUUUUUCACCCAGUUCUUCCUCGGAACACAAGGCAUGCCUCGCCGCUACGCGAACUAUGUCGAUGAGUUCCAGACACUCCAUGUCAUCUCGACCUACGGCUCGUGGUUGCUCCUCCUCGGAUUCCUCAUCCAUCUCGGGACCUUCAUCGCGUCCUUGAUCGCAGGAGAGAAAGCACCUCCAAACCCUUGGGGUGGUCUGACCCUCGAAUGGGAAACCGAAUCCCCACCAAUCGAGCACAACUUCCACCACGAGCCCGUGCUCACCCAUGGCCCGUACGACUUCGAGACCACAGUCCGGAGCAACACAGACAUGCAAACAACACUCGAUGCAGAUACCACCCCCGCACCGGCGCACCUCGCCAAUCAUCCAACGCAUUGGCGCAACCGCGGCUACGCGCACCACUGGAAGAACCGUGACGAGGACUUCGAAGCAUCCAAGUUCGGGAUGUGGUUGUUCCUCACCACCGAAGUCCUCCUCUUCGCAGGGAUCUUCUGUGGAUACGCCGUCUUCCGCUUGCUCUACCCAGAUGCGUGGUCCAACGGCAGCCACUACCUCGACUGGCGCUUCGGUGCCGCCAAUACCGUGGUCCUGCUGAUCUCCUCGUGGACCGUCGCUUCCGCAGUCCGUUGUGCACAGCUCAACAAACAGAAGUGGCUCAAGAUCAACUUGAUCAUCACCCUGCUCUGUGCAGUGCUCUUCGUCUUCAUCAAACUCAAAUUUGAGUACUAUGUGAAGCUCGGAGACGGAAAGGCACCAGGUGUCUUCUUCACCUACGCGUUCGCAGAAAACCCACACGAAGUCCUCUGGUGGUCCCUGUACUAUGUCGGGACCGGAAUCCACGCACUCCACGUGCUCAUCGGCGCGUCACUGCUCGGAUGGGUCCUCUACCGCUCAUGGAAGUACCAAGCCUACGGCCCAACCGAGUACCUCAUGGUUGAAAACUCAGCGCUGUACUGGCACUUGGUUGACCUUGUUUGGAUCUUCCUCUUCCCACUCCUUAAUCACGACACACACGCAGAAGAACACGCCCACGGCCACCCAGUCGUUAGCUGGCAAAUCCAGCUCGGUGUCCUCCUCGCACUGCUGUUCUUCACCUUCACCACAGUCCUCUUCUACAACGCAGAGAGCUGGGUCGAACACGCAUUCGGAAUCCACCUCCCAGGCUGGGUAAACAUCAUCGGCGCGAUGUCCAUCGCGACCGUCAAAGCGAUCCUCGUCUGCAUGUACUUCAUGGGACUCAAGUACGACAAAGCACUCAAUACCUUUGCGAUGCUCUUCUGUCUCUUCUGUGUCGCGCUGUUCCUUGGAUUCUCAAUGAUCGAUCUCGACACACGCGACCGUGUUGAGCCGUGGAGAAAGCCGGAAGCGUCAUUGGGUGGAACCGGAAAGUCUCUGGAUUCCCCUCCGAUCGAUGCUCGUUUCGAUGCGAACCCAUCCCCAGCAGUCAGCACCGGAGGUCUGAGCAUCGUCGAGUUCCGCCGUCAGCAGAAGCUCGAGGAGAAAGGCUCCGAAGAAGCUUUCUGGGGAUACUACUACAAGAAACACGCACACCAUCGCCACAGUGCUGACAUCAACAACUACUUCGCGAAGCUCGGAUACGACCACCAUAUCGAACUCUCCGACGCAAACAAGUCAAUCCCACGCCACGGCCUUACACCAGGUCUCUUCGAUGCAGUUGAUCAACCAUUUCAAAUCGUCGAGGCCACCAUCGACGAGAAACCUCAUCUCAAAAUCAACUACGCCGAUGAAGAACUGCUGAUCCCAGUCACCAUCCCACCUCGUCAGCCGCUCCCGACGCUCUUUGAUCGUCAGCGUGAAUGGAUGUCGAUGAUGAUCCUCGCGGAUCGCGCGGGAAUGACCCUCGAUGAACUCGAGACCAAGAUCGAUCUCGGCGAAAUCACCCCAAGACUCAUCCUCGCAACCCGCACACCCUUCGGCGCCGAACCAACCAAAGACCCCAAGUUCGACUCCAUCGCCGUCGAACGCAACUGGGCAUGGGGCGAAGUCCGUCGCGACCUUUGGCUCUUCGACUUCUACGAGUUCAAUCCCGACGGCACCAUAACCGUCCACGAACCACUGCGUUGGCCCGAAUCCGGGAAGUCCCUCCUCCGUCGACAAAACUACGCCAAACUCAAAGGACAGCCGAUCCCAGAACGACAACCAGGCGAGAUCGUCGAAUACACAUGGCAAUACGGCGCCGCGAUCAAGCUCACCCCAAGACCACCCGCGAUCACGAUGGAGAACCAAGGUCUCCUCGCCGCGGGAUGGACCCUCCCAACCGCCGCGGGAUCGAUGCUCCUGCUCAUCGUCGCGAUCUUCUUCGCCAUCGCCCCUCCAAGAGUAACCGAAGAAAACUACGAACCACCGACCAACGCGUAA